Molecule: messenger RNA, 2345 nt
Organism: Exaiptasia diaphana
Lineage: Eukaryota; Metazoa; Cnidaria; Anthozoa; Actiniaria; Aiptasiidae
Product: major facilitator superfamily domain-containing protein 6
Exons: 1
Coding region: 215-1897 (560 amino acids)
Cellular component (GO): membrane
Source: RefSeq, a predicted model, not a curated record
UUUCCUGAGCAACGCAGAUGCAAAUUUCAAUAUAAAUCGAGCAAAAGCAUCUGCCCCGCUCUGUUGGAUCGAGAAGUGAGCGGUCGACACCGUCGCAAAUUUUAUGUUGCGUUUAGUUUUACUGUGGCGGCUGAUGUGUUAAAGAAUUCAUUCUAAACUAAACGGAUAUCUCUAAACAAUGUGGCAGUUGUAAAUAACGGUUUCAGUUUCAAACAUGACUGACUCUGAGCGAGAAAGGCUCACCGAGAGCGAAGAAAGACAUGAUGUGGGGGAGUUAUUCAACGCCGAAGACGACGAUUCCAGCAGUAAAAAGAACCAGGUCGAAAAACACAAGCCAUCUCUGAUAGACCGUCUUCACUUGGACGUCGACAAGUCGAUGGUGGUUUACAAGGCGUUUUAUUUCUUUUAUUUCGCGGCGCUUGGAUCUUUACAGCCAUAUAUACCUUUGUACUUUAAACACUCACUUCAAAUGCCUGCUCAUCUCGUAGGCAUUGUUAUAGGAAUUCGUCCUUUCUGCCUAUUUGUAAGUGCACCCAUAUUGGGUACCAUUGCUGACAAGUACAGAAAAGUCCGCGCAGUGUUAGUAGUGGCUUUAUUCUCCUAUAUAACGUACUGUCUAAUCCUCACGGUCGUGCCUCCUGUUAAUAUGUCAUGUCUCAGUGAGGUCAACAAGAAAUUGAACAGCACAGUUCACAGUAACAAUACCAAACAAGAAAACGUCUUAAAACAUGCCAUUCAUAACCAUAAAUUGACAGAACAACAACAUAAGCACAUCGAAAUUAAAGAAAGAGGGAACAUGGACUUGUUUAAGCAAAACUGGGUGUUUGACGUUUACAGAAAAUUGGAUCCCAAAACCUACGAAAAGGCAAAAGUGGUGUUCGUGGUCGUUUUGACCAUCACAAUAGCAGGAGAGCUUCUGGGAGCCACCUCGAAUACUCUAGCGGACGUCGCUACGUUACAAAACCUCGGCAAUCACCCAACGGACUACGGGGAACAGCGACUGUGGGGGGAAAUAGGAUGGGGUAUAGCAGCAUUUAUCACUGGCAACAUUGUAACGCAUCAAUAUGGAAAACUCACUGACAUUUGCCCCAACCGCGUUUUUGACAUCUAUCGGCCGUUUUUCUACGUGUACGCUGCCCUGAUGACCGUCGCCCUAUUCAUUGCCACAAGAUUCAAAUUCAACAACACUGACCAACAUAUCGGUGAACGAUGCGCGCUGUUCAAGAGUUGCCAGGUAUUCUCUAACGUGGAGUACAUUCUCUUUGCUGUACUCGCUCUAUUCCUUGGAAUCGCAUAUGGUACAGCGCAAGCCUUCCUCAACACGCACUUGAUAGAGCUUGGAGCUACCACAGCACUGCUAAGCGCUCUGGCCGGCGUGCAUUGUCUCUCCAACUUAACAAUGUACUAUGCUUCCGUGUACCUCAUCAAGAAGUUUGGCCAUGUAAGGAAUAUAGUACUUGGCUUGGCAGUCUAUGCAAUUAGGUUCUUCUAUUUUUCUAUAAUUCCCAACGCGUGGCUCGUGCUACCAAUGGAACUUUUAAGCGGACUUUGCCAGGCCUUGGUGUGGUGCAGCCUGGCAUCAUACGUCGGUACCCCACCAAGAAUUGGAGCAACGUUACAAGGUAUACUACAUGCUAUAUACAAUGGAUUGGGUCGAGGCUUAGGAGAAAUCAUCGGAGGACUCUUGAUGCGUAAGUCGGAUAUACACUUUUUCCGACAUUUUUCGUUAGUGAUUCUGUUCGUAUUUUUGUUGGCCCUGUUCGUUGCGCCCAUCAUCAACGCAAGCAAGUCAAUUUGGAUGAGCUUGUCUGGUUAUUCUGCUGUAAAUGAAAAGGACAGCGAAGAACUCACUUACCAACAAAAAGUUAUGAACUUUUGGAAAAUGAAGAACGAUUAAUUGAACAUAAAUUAUUAAGAAAUAGCCAGAAACGUUUAUUAAAACUUUCCUCAUACAUCUGAAUUUAUGAAAAACUCAAAUAAUGCCAUUUCGAACAAAACAAGAUGACAGUUAUUUUAUUUUUCUUGCCUCGUUAUUUGCUUUAUUCAUCGAAAACUGGAAAAGACAAAAAUCUUAUUAAAUUAAAAGUCAGUAAAUAGUAGAAAUCGCCAAGCAAAGUAACGAAUAUAUGAUGUUCUAAACGGUAGAAUUAUUUUCUCGAUUAAGAGAGUAUUUUCGGAUUUUAACAUAUGGUUGCCCAAAGCCGCUAAUAUGAGACAAAGCGGAAAAAUAGUAGACCGCUAAUAUGUCAUAAUAUGAUAUGAAUUUCAAUGAUGUCAAGGGUAUUUUUGUGAAUAUUGGACAUGGGGUGUAAUAUUGUUGUCAAAAUAAAUCACUCUAAAAUCGU